GAGAAACUUUUAUCAUUGAACGAAAAUUGAUUUUAUUUUCAUUUUAAAAUGUAAUAAUUUAAGUGUAUUUCCUCUAGUGUAUACGUGAAAAUGGCGAAAAAUUAGAAAGGUCCUAUUACGAUAUAGAUCAGUAUAGAGUUAGAAUAAACCAUAUAUGGAACGGACUUUAUACGCUUCAGAUAUAUAUACGCGGAUUAUCUCGUAAACGUAAAUUAUUAAGAGAAAUUUCAAUAUUCAUUUUUCUCGUGAUCCAUUAGAUUUAUUUUAGGUUAUACCUCAGUUAAGUUAUCUAUUAUAGAUAAAAUAAAACCAUAAAUAUCAUAAGUGAAGAAACAUCUUUGGAUUCAAUGUGCGUUUAUCAAUAAUAAAAAUUAUUUACGAAACGUCGCGUUGUUGUCGUAAAAUUGUAUAUAUUAAAAUUACGUUUGUUCAUUAGUUGAUCAUUGAAUAAAAAAGAAAAAAAUGUUUCGUACGUGUAUUAAUUUAAAUCGUCGCGGCUUUCGAUUGGCACGAAGGAACUUACUUCUUAAACGAACAACAUGCGGCAUGAAUGCCGUUGAAAUUCCUCAAGGAUAUAUUUUAAACGAUCGUUACAUUUCGCAUAAGAGUUUCCAUGUUACUACACGUGCAACCACUUGUGGCGUUUCGAAUCAAAAAACGAUGCCUGAUAUACUGUAUGGUAAUGUCUGGGAACUUGACCCAGAAUUAUUUAAGUUAAUGGAAAAAGAAAAGAAACGUCAACACUCUGGCCUUGAAAUGAUUGCCAGUGAAAAUUUUACAUCUCUUAGUGUAUUACAAUGUUUAAGUUCUUGUCUUCAUAAUAAAUACAGCGAGGGUCUUCCUGGACAAAGAUAUUAUGGAGGAAAUGAAUACAUAGAUGAGAUAGAAAUAUUAGCACAGAAAAGAUCUUUAGAGGCAUUUAAUUUAAAUCCUGAAGAAUGGGGAUGCAAUGUACAACCUUAUUCUGGAAGUCCUGCCAAUUUUGCAGUAUAUACAGGAUUGUUAGAACCACAUGGUCGUAUCAUGGGCUUAGAUCUUCCAGAUGGUGGACAUCUUACGCAUGGAUUUUUUACUGGAACCAAGAAGAUUUCAGCAACAUCCAUCUUUUUUGAAUCAAUGCCUUAUAAAGUUAAUCCUGAAACAGGUUUCAUUGAUUAUGAUAAAUUAGCAGAGCAAGCACAAUUGUUUAAACCUAAAGUUAUUAUAGCAGGAGUGUCUUGUUACAGUAGAUGUUUAGAUUAUAAAAGAUUUAGAGAAAUUGCAGAUCAGAACAAUGCUUACUUGUUCAGUGAUAUGGCCCAUGUGUCUGGUUUAGUUGCAGCAGGUUUAAUUCCUAGUCCAUUCGAAUACAGUGACGUUGUUUCAACUACAACUCAUAAAACUUUGAGGGGUCCUCGUGCUGGUGUCAUUUUUUACAGGAAAGGCAUUAGAAGUGUUACAAAAGAUGAAAAGAAAAUUAUGUAUGAUUUAGAAAAUAGAAUUAAUCAAGCAGUAUUCCCAGGACUUCAGGGUGGACCUCAUAAUCAUGCAAUUGCUGCUAUUGCUACGACAAUGAAGCAAGUUAAAACACCUGAAUUUCAUGCUUAUCAAAAACAAAUCAUUUCUAAUGCAAAGAGAUUGUGUGCUGGUUUACAAAAUCUUGGUUACAAGAUUAGCACUGGAGGAACUGAUGUUCAUAUGCUUUUAGUAGAUUUAAGACCCUUUGGAAUUACAGGUUCUAAAGCAGAAAAAAUUUUAGAAGAAAUUUCGAUAGCAUGUAAUAAAAAUACUACUCCCGGUGAUAAAAGUGCCCUUAAUCCUGGUGGUAUUAGAUUAGGUACACCAGCACUGACUACACGUGGUUUCAAAGAAGAAGACAUAGAUAAAGUUGUGAAUUUUAUACAUAAAGGAUUACUAUUAUCUAAGGAAAUAAGUAAAAUUUCUGGACCUAAACUUGUAGACUUUAAGCAAGUAUUGAAUACUAAUGCUGAUAUCAAAGCUAAAGUUGCUGCAUUAAAAGAGGAAGUAGAAACUUUCUCUCAUCAAUUUCCAAUUCCAGGAAUUGAACAAUAUUAAUUAUUUUUAUAUUAAAAAAAAAAAAAAAAAAAAAAAAAAAAAUCUCAUAUAAAUCUUAUCUUUAUAUUUAGUAAGAAAAAUGUUUUUUGAACAUAUAUAAUAAUUUUAUAACUACUAUUUACUUUAUAUAAAAUAUGUAAUACUUUAUAUAAAACUUAUAUAAUACUUUAUAUAAAAGUUGUGUCAUGUAUUGCUAAAGUAUUAUUUAGAAAUGAUUGAUUUUUUAAAAAAGUGAUAUUAUUUUUUUCAGAUUUAUAUAUUAUAAAUAUGCAAUAAAAAAAUACGUUAUUAUUAUUACAGUUUACACUUUUUGUUAUAAUUUAAUAAAUGUAAAUUGCUUUUAGAAAAAGUAAUUCAUGAAAUGUAUUCUUUUGCAAAUAUUAAAUAUGUUUAGUUAUAACAAAUUAUAUAUAUAUAUAUUUUUUUUCUUUUUUUUCAAAAGGUAUGUUAAAAAGAAAGUAAUAAUUAAAAGUUAGCAUUUAUUUCUAAUGUUUUGGGUCAUAUAAAUUGCAUUACAUAUUGCAGUUUAGUAUAUUCAUUGAUUGUUUACUAUAUAACACAUACGUGAUAAUUUAUAAUGUAAUAUUUUUUGCACACAACAUUUGAGGAUUUUUACACUCAAGACUAUAUUGUUAUUGUUACAUGAAUUGGUAAGAAAACAAAAAAAAAAAAAAUGACAAAGUAUCCGUGAAAUAUUAAUUCGUAGUUCUUUUUUUUUCUCUUUUUUUUUUUUUUUUUUUUUGUAUUUCUCUGAUAAUUCCUACUAUAAAUUGUACAUACUAAUAAUUAUCUAAAUUUAUCUUUAUAUUAUAUGCAUUUAUUCAUAUCUAUAUAUAAAUUCGUUACCGCGCUAAAAUGGUUUUAAUCAUUAAUUCAAUCAUUAAUUAUUUUAUUUAUGGUAUGAAGCCUAUAAACGAUACAUUCAUAAUAAAGUUCACAUUCAAUUUAUACACAUAACAUCUGCAGUUUAUUUUUGUUUUAUAGAGCAUGAUAUGAAUGAUUUCUUUACAGAUAUUAACAAUCAUAUUGGACAAAUUAUAAUUAGUUUGAAAAUAAAGUAGGAAUACAGGAACUGGUUAAAAUCAUUUAUGCCGAUUAAUUUGUGUCUUCAUUUUAUAAAAUUUUGCUGUUAUUAAAUAUAUUUAAUUUUUUUUUAAAUUGUAAUUUCUUAAAAUAACGAUUAAAUGAUUUGAGUUAAUUUUAGCGGAUCUUAAACAUAAUUUUAUAUAUUUGUACAUUAUUUCUUUCUGCCAGUUAUGUGAUAAUUAUGUUAGAAUCUUCUAAUAUUAAAUAUUUGAAUUUAUUAUAUAUUCCUGGAUGUAACAUUAGCAUUUUUUCUCUUUUUUUUUUCUUUCUUUUUUUUUUUUUUUUUUUUUUUUUAAAUAAAAU
Vespa crabro (European hornet) is the source of this 3444-nucleotide messenger RNA. RefSeq names its product serine hydroxymethyltransferase (gene Shmt). The record is from RefSeq and is a predicted model, not a curated record. Gene Ontology annotation, cellular component: nucleus; cytoplasm; cytosol. Gene Ontology annotation, biological process: L-serine catabolic process; protein homotetramerization; tetrahydrofolate interconversion. The transcript is spliced from 6 exons. Bases 463 to 2055 code for a protein of 530 amino acids. Gene Ontology annotation, molecular function: pyridoxal phosphate binding; protein homodimerization activity; cobalt ion binding. NCBI's taxonomy places the organism in Eukaryota, Metazoa, Arthropoda, Insecta, Hymenoptera, Vespidae.